Molecule: messenger RNA, 768 nt
Organism: Venturia canescens
Lineage: Eukaryota; Metazoa; Arthropoda; Insecta; Hymenoptera; Ichneumonidae
Gene: RpS7
Product: ribosomal protein S7
Exons: 4
Coding region: 149-730 (193 amino acids)
Biological process (GO): ribosomal small subunit biogenesis; rRNA processing; translation
Cellular component (GO): small-subunit processome; ribosome; 90S preribosome
Molecular function (GO): structural constituent of ribosome
Source: RefSeq, a predicted model, not a curated record
GGUCGAUUUUAUGGUCAACUGACCAUUCCUAUAGUUUCGAUCACGUUUCGAUUGACAGCCACGGAGGUGUGGAGCCACUUGAUCGCGCAUCUUGUGAAACAAUUUUUUCUGUGGUUCUCUUCCACGCGAUUGCUAACCGAACACGAAGAUGUUUUCGGCAAACGCAAAAAUUGUUAAAAGCGGUGGCGCCGAGCCCGACGCUUUCGAGGCUAGCAUUUCGCAGGCUCUUCUUGAGUUGGAGAUGAACAGCGACCUCAAAUCUCAACUGAGGGAACUUUACAUCACCAAAGCCAAGGAACUUGAAACCAACAACAAAAAGUCUAUCAUAAUCUACGUGCCGAUGCCAAAACUGAAGGCUUUCCAAAAGAUUCAAACAAGGCUUGUGCGUGAAUUGGAAAAGAAGUUUUCCGGAAAGCACGUCAUGUUUGUAGGAGAGAGAAAAAUUUUGCCCAAACCAACCCGUAAGACACGUACCAAGAACAAGCAGAAGAGGCCACGCAGCCGAACUCUCACUGCUGUUUAUGACGCCCUCCUCGAAGACCUCGUCUACCCAGUCGAAAUUGUUGGUAAAAGAAUUCGUGUCAAACUCGAUGGAAAACAACUCAUCAAAGUCCAUCUGGACAAAAAUGAGCAAACCAACAUUGAACACAAGGUUGACACUUUCGCCUCUGUCUACAAAAAAUUAACGGGCCGUGACGUGACGUUCGAAUUUCCCGAAUCGUAUGUCUAAUUCGUUAACAACGUUUGAAUAAAAGAUAUGAAAAAUUA